AUGAUUUUCGCAAGCGUGGACACAAUGAUGGACAGUGAUGACGAUCAUCAUUUCGAAUUACUUCCUAGAGAUAGAAACAAGUGCACUUUAAUAGCUGACGUUAUUAUCAUACAAUGUGUCUGUGUGUGUGUUGGAGCAGCAACGAUCCUCAGUUGCGUUUGGACUCCAGAAUAUUCGACGUGGGACUUUGACAAACUGACUCGUAUCAUGUAUCUAUACGACUCCGAGGCCUGUGGGUACCAGCUUAGGAAAGCCAAGAUGAUAUCAAACUUGCAAAUCAGUAAUGAGACGUUUGGCCUCGAGGUUCUUCCUAUUAAAUGGCAGCCAGCUAUCACGACUGUGUCUACUCGUCUCUCAGCUAAGACUAGAAACGGCUAUACUCCUCUACCUGACCAAGAAUGGACAUCUCCGGGCUAUAAUGAAAAGUCCAUUAACAACAGCACUGGACGUGGAAGACACGUCCUGGAUAGCCGUAGUCAUGGCUUACUGCAGUAUCAGGGGCAUCGUGCAAUGGAUGGUCAACUUCUGGAUCGUCAAGGACAAUUACUUCCAAGGACUCGAUCAUUAUCGCAAAUUACAGCACUAUAA
Molecule: messenger RNA, 588 nt
Organism: Spodoptera littoralis (African cotton leafworm)
Lineage: Eukaryota; Metazoa; Arthropoda; Insecta; Lepidoptera; Noctuidae
Source: the annotation of a GenBank genome assembly